Molecule: messenger RNA, 261 nt
Organism: Stereum hirsutum FP-91666 SS1
Lineage: Eukaryota; Fungi; Basidiomycota; Agaricomycetes; Russulales; Stereaceae
Product: bola-like protein
Exons: 4
Coding region: 1-261 (86 amino acids)
Biological process (GO): intracellular iron ion homeostasis
Cellular component (GO): cytosol; nucleus
Molecular function (GO): 2 iron, 2 sulfur cluster binding
Source: RefSeq, a predicted model, not a curated record
AUGGGCGUCACACCAGAGGAAAUGGAGGCCGUCAUUCGGUCUGCAAUUCCAAUCACUCAUCUACAAAUUCUCGACGAGUCGAGUGGAUGUGGGGAGAACUAUUCUGUCGUCAUUGUCAGCGAGGCGUUUGAGGGAAAGAAUACGCUGGCCAGACAUCGCAUGGUGAACGAGAUGUUGAAGAAGGAGAUUUCUUCCAUCCACGCGUUCACACAGAAAACGUUCACGCCGAAACAGUGGGAGGCGCAGCAGGCGAAGGGAUAG